CACUUUCCUGUGCAGACUUACACUCAGAGGGCUAGCUACACAAUCCUUUCUCCAGUCACAAUUCAGGACCAUCACGAAAGAUGGGGAGAUUGAUCCAAUACCUCGCCAUGGUCUCAGCCAUGGUCCUGACAGUGCAAGGUCAGCCCUCGCUCAUUGACUACAUGGAAAGAAGACUCUCUGCUUUUGAGGAUCGGAUCGCUGUCUGGUAUGAUCAGACCCAACGAUACUCCUCAGAAUACAGAGAAUUCAAAAACCAGAUUCUUUCUCUGGUGGACAGCUUGGAUAAGGAGAGAGAGGAGCAACGCCGCAUUCUUGACUUCGCAAAUUCUCGUAUUGAACGUAUCGAGCGAGAGAUGGAUUACUUAGAGACCAAAAAUCCAGCCCCAGCAUGUAUGGAGAUUGAUGACAAGUUUAUCGACAAAGGUGCUGGAAAAACUGAGCAAAGGAAGAAACCUAAGUUUUUUGAUUGUACCGAAAUGAUCAGUGGCAUUAAAGCAAUGAAAAUAGUUAAGAAGCUAGAGACAACUUCUGGCCUGUGGACCAGAGAUCUGAUGUCGGCCUCUGGGAAAGUCUAUGUUUUUGACGGUAUAGCUAACGAUACAGUCUAUGAAUUUGCCAGAUUACGGGACUUGACUGACUUCUCUGGCUUCAUGAAAGCAAGGAAAAUCAAACUGCCUUAUCCAUGGGCUGGUACAGGCCACCUGGUGUACAAAGGCUUCUUGUAUUACAUUAGAAAUGAGCCUGAGUUCCAACUGAUUAAAUUUGACCUGAAGAACCGGACAGUGAUAGAUAGCACCAUGUUCCCUGCCGAGCAGCAGAUCCCAGUCUAUGGCUUAUCACCAUACAACUACAUUGACCUAGCUGCAGAUGAGCAUGAUUUGUGGGCUAUAUAUGCUACCUUAGAAAAUGAGAAGCACAUCUGCCUCGCCAGGUUGGAUCCCAAGACACUGGAUAUUGAGCAGAUGUGGGAUACUCCAUGUCCUAUAGAGAAUGCAGAGAAUGCCUUUGUCAUUUGUGGAACACUCUAUGUGGUUUACAACAGUAAGCUCCGCGGUCGUUCACGGAUCCAGUGUGUGUACGAUGUCAACGGCAUUGUAACCAACGAUGUAGCGCCUUUGGUGUACUUCCCCAAACGAUAUGGGAUGCAUUCCAGCCUGAAAUACAGCCCAAGAGAGAAUUAUCUCUAUGCCUGGGACGAUGGAAACCAAAUAAUAUACAGGCUGGCAAUGAAGUCGAAAUCAGAACUGUAAAACUUUGUACCUAAAUGCAUGUCAUUAGUAGGAUCAGGAGCCGGAGCAAAGCCCCCUCAACAGUGAGGAACCAAAGUAAGAUGGUGGAAAAUGACAAUGCUUUAAGAUGAUUGAUUAAGUAAUUUCCCAAGGCUCCAUUAAAGGGUUCAGCAUCAUGACAAUAGAAUCAAAUAUGUCAUUAAUUGAGAGAUUAACAGUACCUUAACAUGCUGGGUGAUGUAUUACAUGUAAUUGCAUCUUAGACAGCUGCAGUCAAAUUAUGGAAUUAGUCAAAACGGAUUUGUGUGGGCCACUUAAACCAAAUGCAUCAAACACACUCACAUGAAACAGCCAUCAAAAAAAAAUGUAAGCAACUUCAUGCAAUGUGUUAACGCAUUCAGAUGUGAACAGAAGUUCCUGAUAAAAGCACUUGCAUUUAUAUGGCUACUUUUACACUAUCCCAAAUCAUUUCACCUCAAAUGAUGUACUUCUGAAGUGUGGUACCUUUUAUAAAAAAUAUAGGUAACAUUUUUUGCCCCAAAAGCAUUCACAAAUAGCAAAGAAGUAAAUUAAGAAUUCAUCUGAUUUAGGUGUUAGCUCAUGGGUAACUAUUGGCCAGAACACUGACAGACUCUUUUUGGAAGUGCAGGGCUGAAUUUUCCAGAUGCUGGUCCAGCUGAGUCUCAUCCUCACAAUGCCCCACACUGAGGUCAAAGGCAGCAAUAGGUCAGCCACCUGACAUCCAUAUUGCCAGUGCCCUUUAAGCUUGUUAAAAAUUGAACCUACUUCAAUGUUUCACAACCCACUCCAUUUUACAGGAGGUAUACAGGCAAACCAUUAAGAGUGUGUUAUUCCAGAUAUGUGGGAGUCCAUGAGAAUGAGUCCAUGGAAGCAAUUUGCAGCAAAGUCCACUGCUUAUGGUGACAGUAUUUAGCUGUCAGUAAUCCUGCAGUGCUGAGAUUCUGCAAGCUGACAGAACAAUAAGGGAGAGCUAGAGGCCUAAGGGCCUGUUAAGCUGGCAAUUGGUUCAUGGCUGAAUCCCUCUCUCACUUGAUAUCCCAGCUUAGAUGUUCGAUUAACUGCAGUCCCCUCCCCUCUGCUGCAUCCCAAUUGGCCCUCAACCCCAUUGGUUAGCUAUGAUUCGACUGGCUGACCACUGAUUCAAUAUAAUGUAACAGUGGGGGAGGGAUGAGGUGGCAGGAAAGAGGGAGGGUGGCAGCAGUGAUAGGAGCAUGCAGUUCCCUGCCACUUCUGUUAUUCCAGGCCAACGUGUGAAAUUAUUUGUAUUCACGUAAAAGGGCAACAGGGCUUCAGUUUAAUAUCCUAUCCAAAAAUAGCACCACUGGCAUUGCAGCACUCCUUUAGUAUCAUCAUUAAUUGUUACGGUCACUGUCAUUGAUCUGAUAUUUGUCUCUGACACCACUGUUGAUUGGGCAUUUGUCUAAGAUACUGUCAAUGACAAAUCACUCCUAAACAUAGUAGAUGAUGUGUUGGGUUAGAUAUCCCUUGAUGUUGGCACACUUGGUGGCCAAGGGUAGGGUAUGUAGCAUUAUGGUAGGUGACAUGUUAUUGUUUAGGUUCAUUCUGAAACCAAAUUGUCACUGUGCCCACAUAUAAGGUUCCAGUAUGGGAUUAAAGAACAGUACUGCGUGUAGUUUCGAAUAGAACUCGACAAGGUUUGUCACAAUGAUGUAAAUGAUACAACCAAAGAUAUACCUUAACCACUGUAUGACUCUGGACUUGCCCCUAAUUUCAAGUCACAGGCCUUGCACAUAAUACUCUGACACAGCACUUACUGUUGGUACUGUGGCCCAACUUUGUUAAAACCUCAGUAGCCGAAGGGUAAAUCCAUUGAGUAAUAGUCCCUAUUGAAACUGGCUCCGUGAUGUUGUAAUGUCAACUAAUUUACGUCUAUAGUGCUCUUGUACUGCCUUAUAGCUGCUCCAGUUAUCCUGUAUGUAACCACAAUGUAUAUUUUUAAUAAUUAUAAUGACCUGCGUUAAUAACAAUCACGCAGUGUGAAGCUGAGUGAUGGAAGUGAUUAAAAUGCUCUGCAUUCCAUUCCACUAA
This is a messenger RNA of Hemiscyllium ocellatum (epaulette shark), 3299 nucleotides long. RefSeq names its product olfactomedin-like 3b (gene olfml3b). NCBI's taxonomy places the organism in Eukaryota, Metazoa, Chordata, Chondrichthyes, Orectolobiformes, Hemiscylliidae. The coding region runs from base 81 to 1250 and encodes 389 amino acids. Gene Ontology annotation, biological process: signal transduction. The transcript is spliced from 3 exons. The record is from RefSeq and is a predicted model, not a curated record.